UCAAAGAAAAGGACUUAAGUGAUAAUUUGCCCCUCAUACAAAAAGCAGAUAGCAUGCUUGAUGUGGCAUAUUCUACUGUUCUCAAUCGCAAUUUCUGAUCGCUAAUCAAUUCACAAAUGGCAACUGAGACUGCAAAUCCAAAUGCUGCUGAGCUAUUAGAAUGGCCUAAGAAAGAUAACCGCAGAUUUCUUCAUGCUGUUUAUCGUGUUGGUGAUCUUGAUCGCACCAUUAAGUUUUAUACUGAAUGCUUUGGGAUGAAAUUACUGAGGAAAAGAGAUAUUCCAGAGGAGAAAUACGCCAAUGCUUUUCUUGGAUUUGGCCCUGAAGAGUCUAACUUCGUUGUGGAGCUCACUUACAAUUAUGGAGUGACUUCAUAUGAUAUUGGAACUGGUUUUGGCCAUUUUGCAAUUUCAACUCAGGAUGUUUACAAAUUGGUCGACGAAGUUCGUGCCAAGGGUGGGGCUGUCACAAGGGAACCUGGUCCAGUCAAAGGUGGAAGCAGUGUCAUUGCUUUUGUGAAAGAUCCUGAUGGUUAUCUUUUUGAAAUCAUUCAAAGAGGACCAACUCCUGAGCCCCUGUGCCAAGUAAUGCUUCGUGUUGGUGACUUGGAUCGUUCCAUCAAGUUCUAUGAAAAGGCCUUGGGGAUGAGGCUAUUGAGGAAGAUUGAUAGGCCUGAACACAAGUACACCUUGGCGAUGAUGGGCUAUGCAGAAGAAUAUGAGACAACCGUCCUCGAGUUGACUUACAAUUAUGGUGUCACGGAAUAUACAAAGGGAAAUGCCUAUGCGCAGGUUGCUAUUAGCACUGAUGAUGUCUACAAAAGUGGCGAGGCUCUAAACCUGGUCACGCAAGAGCUUGGUGGAAAAGUAACUCGACAACCUGGACCUAUUCCUGGAAUCAACACCAAAAUUACUGCUUUCCUUGACCCGGAUGGAUGGAAAACCGUCCUCGUCGACAAUGAAGACUUUCUUAAGGAGCUUCAAAAGCAAGACUGAUGGCCAACUUAAACUGGGUUCUGGCUGGACUAGCCACCAGUUUGGUCUACUAUAAUAUGAAUAAGUUAAAGCAGCAAGGUGCCAUGUUGUUAAGGUUGUUAAAAUAGGUUCCAUGUAUUGUUCAAAAUAAUAAUGUGUUCUUAAAAAAAAAAUAGAAAUAUGAAAGCUUUCAAGUACUAAA
This is a messenger RNA of Mercurialis annua (annual mercury), 1176 nucleotides long. Its product is annotated as lactoylglutathione lyase GLX1. Bases 117 to 995 code for a protein of 292 amino acids. Gene Ontology annotation, cellular component: cytoplasm. The record is from RefSeq and is a predicted model, not a curated record. Gene Ontology annotation, molecular function: metal ion binding; lactoylglutathione lyase activity. Lineage: Eukaryota; Viridiplantae; Streptophyta; Magnoliopsida; Malpighiales; Euphorbiaceae. The transcript has 9 exons.